Molecule: messenger RNA, 5207 nt
Organism: Anopheles coluzzii
Lineage: Eukaryota; Metazoa; Arthropoda; Insecta; Diptera; Culicidae
Product: protein ILRUN
Exons: 6
Coding region: 634-1353 (239 amino acids)
Biological process (GO): macroautophagy
Cellular component (GO): phagophore assembly site
Molecular function (GO): ubiquitin binding
Source: RefSeq, a predicted model, not a curated record
AUUCCGUGAAAUCGCUCGAUUUCGUGCGUUUGUGUUUUCACUGCGAUGACAGCUCCCUAGCGGCGAAGGAAUGCACAAGUGACAGCCACAACAGCGAGCUGUCAUCCGUCAGUCCCAUCCAAACGUUCCAUCACAGCAGCAGCAGCAGCAGCAGUAGCAGCAGGAGCAGAAGCAGCGGUCCGUUUCCUAUUUUGUUGGGCUUUAUUUUUGCGUUCUGCAAGGUAAACUCUUUUCCACAGCGUGACCCUUGAUUGUCGGCGAAACAAUAUUCGCCAUUUUGUGCGUGUGGUGGCAGUGAUGGUGGCAUAUUUCCCGUGUGCCUGUGUGUGAUGUGUAUGCUGGCUGUUAAGUGAAUCGUGCGAGGCGCACGCCAGCAGCAGCGGACAUCGGUCUGCCUGGUGCUUUCCGUACAACAACAAUCAAUCCCGGUCCAAUCAGCCAACCCAAACAGAACAACCUCGGCCAGAGGCGAACCCCCCCACCCCCGGGUCCCACGCGUGCUCAAUCAAGUGCCGUUCAAACUUUCGUACAAUCAGCACCUCAAGCGCCCCACCAACAACAACAACAACGAAGACAAACAAAAACGCAGAAAAUCUCUCCCGGCAGAAGAAAAUAAAGUAAAACAACAAAACGAUGGAUCCCACCGAUGAGGAGGCUUCGGCUAACCAGCUGUCGUCCGACGAUAUCGAGCAAAACUUCCUGACGCAGUUUAGCUCGAUGGUGACAACGGACAAGGAGGAGCUGAUCCACCAGUUUCAGUCGAUCGGCGAGAACGUUAAUUACUCCACGGCGACCUUCUUCCUCGAUAUGACCAACUGGAAUCUGCAGGCCGCGGUAGGAUGUUACUUUGAUUUUAUGGCCCAAAAUCGGCAACCGUCGAUGAAGCUGCUCAACGACAUCACAGUAGGCAAGGGCGAGAAGAUCACACCAAACACAGCUAUCAAGCUGACCUGGCUGCUGCAGAACAAUGGUGAGGUGGCGUGGCCAAGCGGCACGUACGUGAGCCUGCGCCAGAUCCCCAACCUGCGGGAGCAAAACAUUCCGCUGUCGUACGAGGACCUGAAGUACUACGUGCCUGCCGUGCUGCCGAACGAUACGGUGACCGUGUCGGUGCAGCUGGUCAGCCCGUCCACGGUCGGGCUGUUCGAAACCGUCUGGUCGAUCUACACCCCGAGCGGCAUCAGCUUCGGAGAAAACAUCAUUUCGCGGAUCGAGGUAAGCGCGGAUGGCACGAUGGCGGUCACGCAACAGUUUUCCCAUCUGCAAACUAGCUCGACCGCCGAGCUGAAUCCGCAGCAGAACGCCCCGGAGUCGCAGCCGAACCAGCUGGACGAUAGCGAAAUGUGGGGAUAGCCAAGCGACAACAGCGUUCGGACUACCGCGCCAGCCACCUCUGUACAGCACACUGUAGUGUAAUGACUUGUUUCCGGCCCUUGUGUCUGCGUUGCCGUUCCUACCCUCAGUUGCUGGCUGCCGCAUACUACACUCUCCACUAAUCGAGUUCGUUAGUUUAUUUAAAUUAUUGAAUUGCCACUUUUCUGACUAAACAGAUCAUACCAAAACAUUGCGAUGCGUAUUCAAUUCGGAGCUUGCUUGGCGGAGCUGAUCGAUCCCCCUUUUGAUCAAGGCUUGAUUUUGCAUGAUUUUCCUUCCCGCGGCCCGUGCUGCUGUUGCUUGGUUGGUGCGGAGUGGCGGGUGGAGCAGUGGGGAAUGGCAAAAAUACAUGUUUUUAAUGAAAAAUAUUAUUGUAGAGGAACGCUGCUAAUGCUUGAGGCAUAUAAUAUUCCUUUCUUUGGUGUGCUAUGCUCUAUAUUUCAAUGGACGUUCUUUAAAACGUCAUAAAAAAAAACAAAUUGUCACGUUCACUCCCAAUCACUAAACCGAUCGUUUAUUUAGCCUCAUUUAUUUAACGUAGAUCGGAAAACGCUAAAAAGGUAGAGGCGUUUCAUUGUAGUAAACUUUACCAACAAAGACAUUUUAAAAAGAAUUAUUUAUUUACAUCUAACAUCUCUUUGUGCAAUGCACGCUGUGAAAACGCAUUGGCAACGCUUACCGCUUUUGAAAGCAUUACAAUCUUUCACGACCCUUCUGCUCUCCACCCCACCCCGAAAGCCCUUCAGCUGCACAGGACAGGGCGCGCGUUCGACAAUAAGUUUUCGGAAAGUUGAGCGAAACAAGCCUUGAUCCCCUAUGCGCUUUGGCUGUGUGCUACGGAGCUCGACCGGAGCAUCGCUGAUUUAUACUAAAGAUUUGCUCAAACGAAAGCAUCACAACUGCAACAAAAAAAAACGGCAAAACCUUACACAAAUAGGGGCUCAGCAGAGGGAAACCGUUGUAGCAACCAAAGGAUUAUUAGAGAACCGUUUGAAUCGAAAGGGCUGCGCGCACGGCUAGUGCGGUGGAUGGAGAAAGGAUAAGAAUUUAAUCGUUAAGAACCCUUUUGCUCCCCUCCGCUAUCGUCUAAAAAAAAACGAAACAAAGCAACCCAAACCUCGUCCCACAAAACGUCUGAAACUCAAGAUCGAAACUCGCGCGACCGCCUGGAAAGCAGCCGGAAGACUUAAUUUAUUUGCUUGCUGUGUGGCAAAGCGACGAGAAUCUAAAUUUAAUUUAUCUGAUUAGAAUUGUUAAACUCUCACAACUGACAGGCACGGCAACGGGGUGGGAAAAGCGAAGCACGAGAGCGUUUGUAAACCAACUCCUCUCGCGACUCCAUCCAUGCGCAACAUCUAUGCCGGGGUUGUAGGCGAAGCAAAAGGGAAUUGUUAUUGCAGCUCCCCAUUGCUACCUUGUACAGAAACACCACUUGCGCGUGAUUGUUCUUUUUUUGUUCGCUCAUUAAUGUUGUCGUUUUUCGUGCGAUUUAAUAAUAAGUAAGUAAUUUUGCGUAAUUUUGCGUAAUUUUGCAUGCAAAGUUAACCCAUUACUGCCCGGGCGUUGCUCAAAUGAGCUGAAACUGUAUAUUACACCUUAGGUUUGUGCCAACAUGCGGGGCGGAGAGACAGAUUUGUUGUUGUUGUUUGCGAAAAGAUCUGUUUAGAGGCUACCUGAAACGCCGGGCAGCUAGCAGCUAUCAAAAGCCGGAAAUCAUUUGAAAAUCGAACUUAAAAUCGGGUUUGCUCAUCAUCAAAUGGAAUUCAGAAAUGAUUUUAAUAAUUCAUCACCACUAUCGGCUUAAGAAUCGUUGUGUGUGGAGGCUGGACGAGGUACUGCGAAGGGUGCAUAUUAGUCAGAAUCGGUUCCGGAUUUGCAUUCGGGUUCAGAUUCGCAAUCGGGUCCGGAUUCGCAAUCGGGUCCGGAAUCGAAAUCGGCUCCGGAAUCGGCUUCGAAAUCGGAAACGGCUCCGGAAUCGGAAUUGGUUCCGAAAUCGGAAACGGCACCGGAAUAGGAAUUGGAUCCGGAAUAGGAAUCGGCUCCGGAAUCAGAAUCGGCUCCGGAAUCGGAAUCGGAUCUGCUUUUGGAAUCGGAAUCGGUUCUGGAAUCGGAAUCGGCUCCGGGAUCAGAAUCGGCUCUGGAAUCGGAAUUGGCUCCGGAAUCAGAAUCGGUUUCGGAAUCGAAAUCCAACUGGGCUCCGAGAUCAGAAUUGGCUUAGAAAUCGGAGUCAGUUUCGGCAUCUUCACAAGAAUAGACUUUGGAUGCAAUGAUGCUACAUAUUGAUAGCCGCAAAGAAUCUAAAUUUACUUGUACACGAUAGCCUUUCUCAUGGAGAUUCCAGGACUGAUAUCGCUUCUGAAACUUCUUAUUUCAAUUCAAAAACUGAUUCGCAUCCCGGAGCUAAUUCCAAUUCUGGAGUCAAUUCUGAUUCCGUUUCCGGAUCCAAUUUCGACAACGGAAUUGGCUCCGGGUCAAACUUCGGAAUCGGAAUCGAUUCAAGCAUCGGUGCCGAGCUCCCACCAGUAGUGCAAAUCCAGACAUAUUCAACAUGCUCCGCUGAUUUUUGUUUGGAUUCGUGCUCAUCAAAUGAUUUAUUUCGCCAGAUUUAACUUCCGAUGAUUUUGGUGACACACCAUUUUCAAACGAAGAAGGAUUCAAAAACUUAAAAAAAAAAUUACUACUCCUUGUGCUUGAUAUCUCCUUUUUACACUUGGCUAGUAACGUUUUGUCCCAAUUUUGAGGAAUAUAAUCAAUCCUUCAAGAUGGAAGAAACGGCGUAAUUCAAACACAACAAAACCCAAAAAGAAAAAUAGAAAAGACAGAUGAUACUGGCACAAAAGAGCACUAUAUUAAAUUAUAGUGUUAUAUCAUUUACAAUGCGCGUUCAGCUGGUGGAAAAUAGCUCUCCAAAAACGGACUGUUUACGCUAGGCAGUAAUGGGUUAAAAGCAAGCGCAACAGUGCGCACAGCGCACGCGUGAUCUCACACAGCUUCUUUAACAAAGUCUGAUCCACACAUCUACCACCCGCCGGACAGGGCAGGUCAGGUGCGGCACAGUGCGGCACACACACACAGCCUGUGCUUGUGGUUUUGCUGCUUGACCAUAGCAGCUCGUUUUGGCAUCUGAAGUCGAUUAAGCCAGGGCGGCAGGGUUUCAGGGCUGUCCUGCUGGGUGUAUAUGCGAGUGUGUGUGUGUGUGUGUGCGUCCGUCAAUUCUUGCUGAUGCAUGAAAAGCUUGCAGCGUUCUGCAGGCGAGCCACUUUUUAAGCAAGCACUGACACACCGAAGAAGAGUGGCUUGUAAUAUCAUCAAAAUCGCUAACCCAUUGUAUAAAUAAAUGAUAAAAUUGAAAAAAAAAAACAUUUUGGUGCAAAGACAGAGAGAGAGAAAGAGUGAGAUAGACAGAGAGAGAAAGAGUGAGAUAGAGAGAGAGAGGAGAGAACGAGCGUAGUGCUAAGUAGCGUUAGCAGUAAGUGAUGAAGUGUUAACAGAAUUUUGAUACUAUGAUUAGUGGGAUUUUUUUUCUCUCCUUUUUGUUCAUUUUUCUUUGUUUAUUUGUUUGCUUGUUUGCCGCGGGGGGAAAAGGAGGGGGGACGGGCGUGAGAACCGGUGCCAUACGCACGAUUACGAGUUAGGGAGUUAUUCAUAUUGCGAGCGAUUUUUACGCCACAUACCCUUUGUGCAGUUGAUUUGUACUUGUUUUUUUUUUUCAUUUUGUCUUGUCCAAAGUUAAGUAACUUUUUUUGCCCUCUAGUGGGGGUGAUGAUAGAUAUAAGAGAAAGAAGAGGAAGCAGAAUAAAACAAAACUAGAAACAGCUGUUUCACACCUUGUA